CUUGCCCAGCUCUACUCACGAAAAAAGACAACAUGCCUUUCCUCGUUCUCCAUUGGUCAUCUGUGAUUUCCACUGCAGUAUGAAGCUAUCUGAUUGGGCAUUUAGAUUGAACUGCUCGCUCAUUGGCUGAGGAUGACGCGGGCCCUUGAAACGUCAAAUAAAGUUCAUCAUCAGCUUCCUCGCUUCGAUGAAGUUACCUGUCCUAACGCGUCCUGAGCGAUAACACGGUGAGUUCAUGCGGUCAGUAUGUCGACGACUGACAUGUCCGGCGUGCUUGACAUCCUCCGGUCACUUUAUCGGCACACACAGACACUGGAGGAGUUUGCGGACAGCAUCGUGUUCAGAGAGGGACAGAGGGCUGUGCUGGUUGAACAGUCAGACACAAACCGCUUCAAAUCAUUUGUCCGGGCUGUUUUUGUCUGCUUUGACAAGGAGCUACAGCAAGUACCAAGCUGCAACCAGAUCUGUACUCUGCCUGAACUGCUGGCUUUUGUUCUCAACAAUAUGAAAAGAAAAAGAAAAAGAAACGUCUUGGCGCAUGGCUACAAUUUUCUGUCCUUGGCUCAGGAGGAGAGGGAUGCAGACCACUUCAAAUUCCAAGGAGAUGUAACUCAAAGCGCUGCAUACAUCCAUGGCAGUGACUUGUGGAAGAAAGUCACGGUACGCCUCGGCACAGACAUCACACGGUACCUGUUGGAGAGCUGCUCUGUGUUUGUGGCAGUCCCUUCUUCAUGUGUUUUCCAGGUGAGCGGUGUUCCUGUGUAUGACAGGGUGUCCAUGGUUCCUGCCUCCACUGGGUUUUAUCUACAGCCGCGUUCCAGGGCACAAGGUGGUACUCCGUUUAGAAGGUAUCAAGGGUCUGUGACCUUGAAAAGGAGACACAGAGCUGAGAACAGAACAAAUGUAAGAGUAAGGAGGCGGAAAAGAAAGAGAGAAACUGAUCAGAAGGAUGGGGAAGAGGUUAUGGCUUGUUCAGGAAAGAGGAGACGGGUAGGAGAGCAUGAACCAACACAGGACAUCCAACAGGUUUGCUAUGACUCAGUGGAGGAAGGGCAGCCCAUGACUGUGGAACCAACACUAUCUGUGAAGCCUUUGGAAAAUGGAGGCACUGGCUCUAAACAGCCUGCUGAGAUGCAAACAGCCAUACUUCCCUUGGAGGGAGGACCUGCUUGGAGAACAGGGGUUUUCCCCCCUUUACCUCCUUCGCAAUGUUUUAUCCGCACACUGGGAUUCAUGUAUGGGGGGAGGGGAAUGCGUGGCUUCCUUCUCAACAGGAAAAAGAAGAGUGCUUUUGGAUCCAGAAGGUUACAAGGGCAAGAUUUGGUAAGAAUAGUCUUCUUUCAGGGACUGACUUAUCUAAAUGGACUAGAGAGGAGGCCAAAGAGACUUCCCUCACGCUUUUUUAACAUGGUCCCCCUGUUCAGUCAGCUGUUGCGUCAACACAGGAGAUUUCCGUACAGCAGAAUACUGCAGAGAAUGUGUCCACUGGUGAAGGAGAGAGAACCAGGACAGGGAGAAUUGAGCUCCCUCUUGCCUCAACACUGUGCACUUCACCGGGUCUACCUUUUUGUCAGGGAAUGUCUCUCUGCCGUGAUCCCACACAAGCUGUGGGGCUCCGACCACAACCGACUUCAUUUCUUUGUAAGGGUCAAGGGUUUUCUGCGUAGCAGCAAGUUUGAGAAGCUCUCAUUGGCUGAACUGCUGUGGAAGAUGAAGGUGAAUGACUGUGAUUGGUUGAAGAUCAGUAAGACAGGCAGAGUCCCGCCCAGUGAGCUCUCAUACCGCAUACAGAUCCUGGGUCAGUUCCUGGCUUGGCUUCUGGAUGGCUAUGUUGUAAGCCUCGUCCGAGCCUGCUUCUAUGUCACUGAGAGCGUUGGCCAGAAGAACGCCCUCAGGUUUUACAGACAGGAAGUCUGGACCAAGCUGCAGGAUCUGGCCUUCAGAGGUCACCUUUCCAAAGGUCAGAUGGAGGAGUUAACUCCAGCACAGGUGGCAUCCCUCCCCAAAGCCACUGUCAUCUCCCGCCUUCGCUUCAUUCCCAAGGCUGAUGGCAUGAGGCCUAUCACACGAGUCAUAGGAGCAGAUGCCAAAACGAGGCUUCACCGAAGGCGUGUCCAGGACUUGCUGGACAUGCUGCGGGCCUGUGUGUGCUCCACUCCAUCUCUUCUGGGCUCUACAGUGUGGGGGAUGACAGACAUUCACAAGGUGAUGCAGUCUCUGGCUCCAGCCCAGAAGGAGAAGCCACAACCCCUCUACUUUGUUAAGGUGGAUGUGAGUGGAGCCUAUGAGAGUCUGCCUCAUGACAAACUCAUUGAGGUGGUUGGUAAGGCCCUAUCACCUGUCCAGGAUGAACUCUUUACCAUCCGCCGCUAUGCCAAGAUCUGGGCUGAUUCCCACGAAGGCCUGAAAAAGACCUUUGUUAGACAGGCAGACAUCCUGGAGGACAACAUGGGAUCUACCAACAUGAAAGGGUUUGUGAUGUCAUUGCAGAAAAGAGGCAAAGUCCAUCACGCCAUACUGGUGGAGCAGCAUUUCUGCUCAGACCUUCAUGGCAGAGAGGCGUUGCAAUUUUUCACCCAAAUGCUAACUGACAGUGUUGUUCAGUUUGGGAAAAAAACAUACCGUCAAUGCAGAGGAAUUCCUCAAGGAUCAGUAGUGUCCAGUCUGCUCUGCUGUCUCUGCUACGGUCACAUGGAGAGUGUCCUGUUCAAAGACGGACACAAAGGGUGUCUGAUGAGACUGGUGGAUGACUUCCUUCUGGUCACCCCAGACUUGCAUGAAGCAGAAAACUUCCUCAAGAUGUUACUGGCCGGGGUACCACAGUAUGGUCUGGUGGUCAACCCUCAGAAGGUAGUGGUCAACUUUCAAGUGUCAGGAAGUGUGAGCUCUUGUCCUGGCAUUCGGGUGCUGCCCCCUCGCUGCCUCUUCCCCUGGUGUGGACUGCUGCUGGACACACACUCGCUGGACAUCUUCAAAGACUAUUCAAGCUAUGCAGGCUUGUCUUUGCGCUACAGUCUGACUUUGGGUUCUUUCCACUCAGCUGGACAGCAAAUGAGGAGGAAACUGAUGGCCAUCCUUAGACUCAAAUGCCACGCUGUGUUCGUGGACUUGAAGACUAAUUCUCUUGAGGCAGUCUACAAGAACAUCUACAAGCUGGUGCUGCUUCAUGCGUGCAGGUUCCAUGUGUGUGCCCAGAGUUUGCCCUUUGGUCAGACGGUUGCUAAGAACCCUGUCUACUUCCUGCAGAUGAUAUGGGACAUGGCUGAGUACGCCAAUCACCUCAUCAGACUCAGCAACAAAGGGUUGGUUUUAGGCAACAAGGCUCAGACAGGCAUUAUGCAGUAUGAAGCAGUGGAGCUUCUUUUCUGUCUUUCCUUCUUGAUGGUCCUGUCACAGCAUCGUCCUCUCUAUAAGGAUUUGCUCCCACUCCUGCACAAACGGAAACGCAGUCUGGAGUGGCGCUUGGGGGACCUGAGGUUGGCCAGGGUCCGACAGGCCACCAACCCCAGGACCCCGGUCGACUUCUUGACCAUCCGGAUGUAGACUUCAAACUAGCAAACAAUUACAGCCUCUAGCAAGCAAGAAA
This is a messenger RNA of Lates calcarifer (barramundi perch), 3586 nucleotides long. It is a transcript of the gene tert, whose product is annotated as telomerase reverse transcriptase. Gene Ontology annotation, biological process: telomere maintenance via telomerase. The record is from RefSeq and is a predicted model, not a curated record. Gene Ontology annotation, cellular component: telomerase catalytic core complex. Gene Ontology annotation, molecular function: telomerase RNA binding; telomeric repeat DNA binding. The transcript is spliced from 16 exons. Bases 247 to 3543 code for a protein of 1098 amino acids. Lineage: Eukaryota; Metazoa; Chordata; Actinopteri; Centropomidae.